Choloepus didactylus (southern two-toed sloth) is the source of this 2234-nucleotide messenger RNA. It is a transcript of the gene YARS1, whose product is annotated as tyrosyl-tRNA synthetase 1. The record is from RefSeq and is a predicted model, not a curated record. Gene Ontology annotation, biological process: tyrosyl-tRNA aminoacylation. Gene Ontology annotation, molecular function: tRNA binding; ATP binding; tyrosine-tRNA ligase activity. Lineage: Eukaryota; Metazoa; Chordata; Mammalia; Pilosa; Megalonychidae.
CUCUAUCCCUUUCUGUCUCAUCGACCAGGUCGACUCUCUGCUGCUCCUGACUCUCCGGGCCGCUACCGUGCAGAGAAGUGCCCAGGCCAAACAAGCCGAGCGACGUGUUCAGCUGAUGCAACCUGGCUGGACUUGCGUGACGGUUCUCCGCACGCGGCUGCAGGAGCGAGGGAAGGGGAGCGGGUGCCGGCUGGACACACAAGCCAGUGACAGCGGAGCCAUGGGGGAUGCUCCGAGUACUGAGGAGAAGAUGCACCUUAUUACCCGCAACCUGCAGGAGGUUCUAGGAGAAGACAAGCUGAAGGAGAUACUGAAGGAGCGCGAACUUAAAGUUUACUGGGGAACGGCAACCACAGGCAAGCCACAUGUGGCUUACUUUGUGCCUAUGUCCAAGAUCGCAGACUUCCUAAAGGCAGGAUGUGAGGUAACAGUUCUGUUUGCGGAUCUUCAUGCGUACCUGGAUAACAUGAAAGCCCCAUGGGAACUUCUAGAACUCAGAACCAGCUACUAUGAGAAUGUGAUCAAGGCAAUGCUGGAGAGCAUUGGUGUGCCCUUGGAGAAACUCAAGUUUGUUAAAGGCACUGAUUACCAGCUCAGCAAGGAGUACACGCUAGAUGUAUACAGGCUCUCCUCCUUGGUCACCCAGCAUGACGCCAAGAAGGCAGGAGCGGAGGUGGUGAAGCAGGUGGAGCACCCUCUGCUGAGUGGUCUACUCUACCCCGAACUGCAGGCCUUGGAUGAAGAGUAUUUGAAAGUAGAUGCCCAAUUUGGAGGCAUUGAUCAGAGAAAGAUUUUCACCUUUGCAGAAAAGUACCUCCCUGCACUGGGCUACUCCAAAAGGGUCCAUAUGAUGAAUCCGAUGGUCCCAGGAUUAACUGGAGGCAAAAUGAGCUCUUCAGAAGAGGAGUCCAAGAUUGAUCUUCUUGAUCGGAAGGAGGAAGUGAGGAAAAAACUGAAGAAGGCCUUCUGUGAGCCAGGGAAUGUGGAGAACAAUGGGGUUCUGUCCUUCAUCAAACAUGUCCUCUUUCCCCUCAAGUCAGAGUUUGUAAUCCUUCGAGAUGAGAAAUGGGGCGGAAACAAAACCUACACAGCUUACUUGGACCUGGAAAAGGACUUUGCUGAUGAGAUUGUACACCCUGGAGACUUAAAGAAUUCUGUUGAAGUCGCCCUAAACAAGUUGCUGGAUCCCAUCCGGGAAAAGUUUAACACCCCUGCACUGAAGAAACUAGCCAGCGCUGCCUAUCCAGAUCCCUCAAAGCAGAAGCCAAUGGCCAAAGGUCCUGCCAAGAAUUCAGAACCAGAGGAGGUUAUCCCAUCCCGGCUGGAUGUCCGUGUGGGGAAAGUCAUCAGUGUGGAAAAGCACCCAGAUGCAGACAGCCUGUAUGUGGAGAAGAUUGAUGUGGGGGAAGCGGAACCACGGACUGUGGUGAGCGGCCUGGUGCAGUUUGUGCCCAGGGAGGAACUGCAGGACAGACUGGUGGUGCUGUUGUGCAAUCUGAAACCCCAGAAGAUGAGAGGAGUCGAGUCCCAAGGCAUGCUUCUGUGUGCUUCUAUAGAAGGGGUAAACCGCAAGGUUGAACCUCUGGACCCUCCUGCAGGCUCUGCUCCUGGAGAGCGAGUGUUUGUGAAGGGCUAUGAGAAGGGCCAACCAGACGAGGAGCUCAAGCCCAAAAAGAAAGUCUUUGAGAAGUUGCAGGCUGACUUUAAAAUUUCUGAGGACUGCAUUGCACAGUGGAAGCAAACCAACUUCAUGACCAAGCUGGGGUACAUCUCCUGUAAAUCGCUGAAAGGGGGGAACAUUAGCUAGCCAGCCCAGCUUCCUCAUCCUUCCAUCACUCCCAGUUGUCUGCUGUCUCCUCAGUCUGCUCUGUCCAUCACCCAUGUACCUGUGUCCCAGGACUCUGAAGCAGGUUUGGGACUCUGUAGGAACCAGCUCACCCUCCCCAGAAUCCGGGAUCAUCAGUCCAGCUGCCGUGAGAGGCUGGCCUCCCAGUUGGUAACGAGGGUGGGGAGCAGCGGCUGACAAGAAGUCUGGUUUCAGGAUAACUGACAGGGAAGAUUAUGCCACAAUCCUUCUAAUUGGAAAAAUACUGGUUUCCAGGUUUUCCUGGAGUUAUCCCAGCAGUUCUGCCUCUGGGCUGGGCUAAUUACAACUUCUCCCCAAUAGGAAAUUUAGAGAUUUCAAAGGGAAAGGGAAAGGGAAACAGAGAACCUUGUGGUCUCCCAAGUGGUUG